Molecule: messenger RNA, 2679 nt
Organism: Zygotorulaspora mrakii
Lineage: Eukaryota; Fungi; Ascomycota; Saccharomycetes; Saccharomycetales; Saccharomycetaceae
Gene: PMS1
Product: ATP-binding mismatch repair protein
Exons: 1
Coding region: 1-2679 (892 amino acids)
Biological process (GO): mismatch repair
Cellular component (GO): MutLalpha complex
Molecular function (GO): ATP-dependent DNA damage sensor activity; ATP binding; ATP hydrolysis activity
Source: RefSeq, a predicted model, not a curated record
AUGAGCAAGAUUAAUGCCAUUGCUAUUGAUGACAUUCAUAAGAUUACAUCAGGGCAGGUCAUAAUUGACCUUGUAACAGCAGUGAAGGAAUUAAUUGAUAAUAGCAUUGAUGCAAACGCGCGCCACAUUGAGGUAUCAUUUAAGAACUAUGGUGUUGAAUCCAUCGAGUGCUCCGAUGAUGGUGAUGGUAUAAAACCUGAGAACUACGAAACCCUAGCACUGAAACAUCACACAUCAAAAAUAAGCAAUUUUGAAGAUGUCUCUACUGUAAAAACAUUAGGCUUUCGAGGCGAGGCCUUGGCAUCAAUGUGUGCUAUUGCAAAUAUAUCUGUUGUUACGACCUCAAAUCCACCGAGAGCUGACAGAUUAGAAUAUGAUUUUAAUGGGAUUCUCAAAUCUAAGACGACAACAACCCGUAACAAGGGUACCAAUGUUCAAGUAGCUCAAUUGUUUAAAAAUUUGCCAGUAAGACGAAAGGAGUUCACAAAAAAUUGUAAAAGAGAAUUCACUAAAUGCAUCGCACUGAUACAAAGCUAUGCUUUAAUCCAAGGAAAUAUAACUUUUACAGUUUGGCACACAACGCCAAAUGGAAAAAAAUCACGUAUAUUGUCAACUGGCAAGGAACCAGAAAUGUUCAAGAAAAUUCUCAAUAUAUACGGGACUUCUAGUAUGCGAGGUCUUUCUGAAGUCAAUUUGUGUCUAGAUUUAAAUCCCUUCAAAAAAUUGAUGGAAAGAAAACAUGUUGAAAACCACUUAUUUGAGGGCUUAGAUUACAAAAUUGUGGCCACUGGUUAUAUUUCAAAAUGUUCCUUCGGCUGUGGGAGGAGUUCCAAAGAUCGCCAGUUAGUUUUUGUAAACGCAAGGCCUGUCGAAUAUCCAGUUCUAUUGCAAAGUUGUAAUGAGGUAUACAAAUCAUUUAACAAUGUCCAAUACCCAUCUAUUUUUAUAAAUUUUCAGGUACCACCAGAAUUGGUUGAUAUAAAUAUUACACCCGAUAAAAGGACAGUUGUGCUCCACAAUGAGAAAUGUGUUGUAGAUGUUUUCAAAGAUGGUUUAACAGAGUACUACGAAAAGCAGGAGCUGGAAUUGCCUAAAUCUGCAUUAUCACAACCAGAGCCCAAAUUGCUAAAAAAGAGAAAAAUCGACGGUGCAAAGGCAGAGUCAUCUUUUACUUCCAGUCAAAUAUGUCAGGGAUCAAGGGGAGAAUUGAGAGAUGAAAAUUUUGAAUUAGAGGAGCUUUCGAAAAAAGAUGAAAAAUCUAAAUGCCUUUUUGGGUAUAAUGAAGACUCAGAUCAUGAAGGUGACACAAUUACUCCCCAAAUAGCACUACAGUUUGAUAAUAUCACGAGAACCCCCCCGAACUCAGAAACAACAAUUGAACGCAAAAGUUCAGGUGAGAAUCAGGUAAACAGAACAGAGUUGUUUAUUCAUGAGAGUGAAGGCUCUCAUAAAGUACUUCAUGAUAUUAAAAAUGGCAUUGCUACUCCUAGAAAAGCUUUAACGGAAUAUGCUCAUCUGUCGAGUCCAAAUGCAUCUCAAAACAAUGCUCCUAUCCUAGAUAACAGUCAGUCUGUUGAAGUUGAAAUUGACGGAAAGAAAGAGGAUCUUCAAGCAAAGCUUUCGCAAGAUGAAAGACUGAUAUUUUUGCGCGAGGACUCUUCCCACCGGUCAUGCUGCAGUCACACCAGCAGCUGCUCUGGCACAUGUUCACCGCAUGCGACAACAAAUGAAGACGAUGAAGCAUUUACCUAUGAAGAUACUGACGACUCCUAUGCUGUACUAGAAUCCGCCCAGUUGAAUGUUAGGACACCUGCUAAGCCCAACCAAAUUGUAUCUCGGGGAGUUUAUCGUUCUCUAAGCGACACAGAAGUCCAGCAGGCCAAUGAAAUUGAUUUUCCAUCAAUAUCAUUACAUGUAGAUACUUCCAUCAAGCGUGGCGCUGAAACUUUAACCGCUAUUAAAAAUAAGCAACCCCCAAAGCAGGAACACUUUAUCAAAAAGAAUGAUAAUUUUGAAAACUUUGAGGAAAGUGAGAAAUUUCUCACAAUAACAGUUACAAAGGAUGACUUCAUUAAAAUGCAAGUGGUAGGACAAUUCAAUUUAGGAUUUAUUAUUGUAACCCGCAAAAUCGGAGACAAGUACGAUAUGUUUAUCGUAGAUCAGCAUGCUAGCGAUGAAAAGUAUAACUUCGAGGUUUUGCAGAAAAUAACUGUUUUCAAGUCACAAAGAUUAAUUGCUCCUUUACCUGUUGACCUUAAUGUAAUUGAUGAAAUGCUGGUUAUAGACAAUCAGCCAUUAUUUGAAAAGAAUGGUUUCAAAGUAAUUAUAGAUGAAAACGAAAUGCCAGGUUCGAAAAUUAAAUUGUAUAGUCUACCAGUAUCAAAGCGCACACUAUUUGAUGUGGAUGAUUUUUACGAGCUGAUUCAUUUGAUUAGAGAAAGCGGUGGUCUGAAUUUAGAGAGUUUAAGGCCCUCCAAAAUCAGAUCCAUGUUUGCAAUGAGGGCAUGCAGAAGUAGUAUUAUGAUAGGUAAGCCUUUAGCCAAGAAAACCAUGACAAAGGUUGUACGCAACUUGAGUGAAUUGGACAAACCAUGGAAUUGUCCUCAUGGUAGGCCUACUAUGCGACACCUUCUAGAACUACGGGACUGGGGAACUUUUAAUGAUGACUAUGUCAUUUAG